AUGCAGAAUUCCCUACUCCUAUCUUCGGUUCGUAUGAGGCGUGAAACCUUGAUAGGGGUCUUUGUUGAAAGCACAGGAGGAAGGCACACUGGACAUCUGUAUAAUUUGCUAGGAUCAACGUAUGGUGAGCCGUCCAACUAUCUGGGGUCCAAUGCCAGUGGAGGGCCUAAAUGUCUCAAGGGAGGCACCUUUCCCGCGACCAUGCCGAUACUAGAAAUGGAAACAUCGAGCUGGGAUGUUGGGGAGGAAGCAGAUGUGAUUACCUGGCUUCCACAGUUUAAUCCAGCGAACACGGGUUGGCCGAUGCGGAAUAUGAUCUACGAGUUCACCGAAAGAUCAGACACCCCACGCCGGGCUUCCCCCAUUUCCAUGUCUUGA
Molecule: messenger RNA, 378 nt
Organism: Penicillium hordei
Lineage: Eukaryota; Fungi; Ascomycota; Eurotiomycetes; Eurotiales; Aspergillaceae
Exons: 3
Coding region: 1-378 (125 amino acids)
Source: RefSeq, a predicted model, not a curated record